Messenger RNA from Clupea harengus (Atlantic herring), 1800 nucleotides. RefSeq names its product TNF superfamily member 13 (gene tnfsf13). The record is from RefSeq and is a predicted model, not a curated record. Gene Ontology annotation, cellular component: membrane. Gene Ontology annotation, biological process: immune response; positive regulation of B cell proliferation. Lineage: Eukaryota; Metazoa; Chordata; Actinopteri; Clupeiformes; Clupeidae. Gene Ontology annotation, molecular function: receptor ligand activity; tumor necrosis factor receptor binding.
GGCGCCGGUCAGUGGUCUUCCCGGCACAUUAUGAUGACAUCUCAAAAGCGAAAGUGAACAUAUUGGUACCAGAGACUUUGUAGAAUAUCCACCACAGUUUCACAACAAACUGUUUUUUAAAAAUACGGGACUAUAUCGUCAUGGUGCAGAGAGUGGGUGGGUCAACAGUCGUUCUCUUGUGUGCAGUUUCAGUUUUGACAACAGUCUGCAUCUGCUUCAGUGUGUUACUUUUACAUUCGGAGCAGAUCAAGAAAUUGAGGACUGAUGUGAUGGCUUUAAAGACGAAAGAUGAGAAAGCGAAUAUCUCCGGACAUGCCACUUGCUGCCGCGGGGUAUGGGGCUGUUACACAGAUGCUAAAGGACAGAGUGCAAGUAGAAGCAGAAGAGAGGUGUCCAAACAGGGAAGACAGCUGCGGCAGACGCGGAGACGCCGUACAUUCAUUCACCUGCAAGCUUUGUCUUCUCAUUCACAUGAUAAAGAUGACAGCACAGUCAUUAAAUGGAUGUCUGCAUGGAGCCAAGGGGAGGGGCUACAGGUAUCGGAGGAGAAUGUGACGGUGAUGACAGAGGGGCAUUACUUCAUCUACAGCCAGGUACUUUACAACAGCACCAUAUGGAUCAUGGGUCACGUGAUCACAAAAAGCCUCAACGGCACAGGCACCAAACUUAUGAAGUGUGUGAAGAACAUGCCUAACGACAUGGCCCUCAACAGCUGCUACACUGCUGGGAUUUUCUUCUUGGAAUCUGGAAGUGUCCUUGAGCUCUCUGUCCCACGAAAGUCUGCCGAUCUCAUCCUCAAACCCUACUCUACCUUCUUUGGCCUCUUCAGCCUCUGAUUGUGGAGCGUGGCUUAACACUGGCACCCUUACACAAACACUAACACCACUGCUGCUUGCGAAUACUCUAUACUGCUACUGUGAUCAGCAUGCUCUAGCCGCCAUUAAUCUCACUGCCAGACAUCCCACGGCAUCUGAAUAUAUUUUAGUUUUUGUAAUUACCUUUUGAAAGAUAGGGCUGAUAGGGCUGGUAAUCCCUGUGAUUUGAAAUAUUCCUGAGAACGAUGCCCUGCUAUGUUACCCGCCUCAUAUUAACCUUUACAUUAUUAUAUCUGUGAAGUUUAGCAAAGCUUGUUAUUGCCCACAGGGUCCAUACAGGGGUGUGUGUCAGCUCUAGAUUCACUUGGAAGUUUGUUGUUUCUUCCUAAAUGUCAUGAUAACCUUUUCUACUAUACAGCAUGCCAAUACUAACAUUCAGUUUCAAAACAGCUUGAAGGGAAAUUCUCCAACAGGGGAAAUUUCAGACCAAAGCGGAGUCAUUUUUUGUGGACAUUACGGGGUCACUGAGAGCUCACUUAACAUGGUUUUCACUGGUCAGUCAUUGAUGAAGGAGCAGUAGGUUAGAAGAAAAGAGUAUAUUGGCAUCACCUCCACGAUAUCCCUUUCUCUGUCACGCCCCUGCGCCUCACCCUUCCACUGCACUCUUCCUCUGGGACUGGCCAUGGCUUCUUCUGUUUUCUGUUCUGUUUAGCUUUAGGGGGCUAAUUUAAUGGUUUGUGCUAUAGCAAUGUUCCAUGGCAGGUGGCGCUGUGGGGCUUUCUAUGCACACACACACACACACAUGCAAUGGCAAGUAGCCAGACUAUGACUCAUUGUUUCUGGAGAAAGGAACAGUGGUCUGUGCAGGGCUGAUUCAUUGUAACUUUGAGUGUUUAUUAUCUGUAGUCACUAUUGGAAUAGUAUAUUUCAGUGAAGCACAAAGAGAGAUGAAUAUGUGAUUAAACGGUGGACAUUGUUCAAAUAA